CAGAAGUCGGGCCGGAGGAACCCAGGUUUUCGCCAUUGCUAGAGUCUGUGCUCACGAUAAUCAAGAUCAAGAAAGAUGAGCUUCAUAUAUGGACUGCAGUCUGCUACUAGAAACUGUUUUCUUUCCCAGUUUAAUUUACUGACCAACUGGAGAAAAUGGAAUUCACCAGCAGUAACUUUAGUGGGCUGUUGUCAAGUACAAAAUCUCCAAAUGAUAAAGAAGUGUCAGGGUCUUAAAUCAUUCAGUCAGUGUGAGCUGUCAACUUUUCUCCCUGGAAACUUUCAUUUCUGUAGGACUUUCAGUAACAAAAGAAUAGGAUACAUCUCAAGUGCCAAAAGUAAGGAAAUUUGGAUGGUUACUCACAAAGGUACUGCAUGGAAUGACUCUUUUCCAAGAUGGGAGCUUAAAAGAUGGGUGCUUACCAAAAAAGUUGCAGUUGAUCCUGCUCUUGGAGCCUUGUGUCCGCUGAGCUGUUCCUCUGUCAGGGUUGGCAGGAGCUUCCACACUUCUUCACGGGUUCAAACUGCUCCAGUUCCUCUCUUCUUGAUCAUUCUGAAACCAGUGCAGAAGCUACUUGCAAUUAUUGUGGGCAGGGGCAUAAGGAAAUGGUGGCAGGCACUUCCUCCUAACAAGAAGGAACUAUUUAAAGAGAGUGUCAGGAGGAAUAAAUGGAAGUUAUUCCUUGGUUUCACUGGCUUUGGACUGCUAUUUGUAGUGUUUUAUUUUACUCACCUGGAAGUGAGCCCAAUCACAGGAAGAAGCAAGCUAUUAUUAUUGGGGAAAGAGCAUUUCAAACUUCUGUCAGAACUGGAAUAUGAAGCAUGGAUGGAAGAAUUUAAGAAUGAUAUGCUAACUGAGAAAGACCCUCGAUAUCUGACUGUUAAAGAAGUGGUAUAUCAUCUAAUUGAAUGUAAUAAAGAUAUCCCAGGAAUCUCUGAGCUCAAUUGGGUUAUUCAUGUUGUUGAUUCUCCAGAUAUAAAUGCCUUUGUGCUUCCAAAUGGACAAGUUUUUAUUUUCACGGGGCUCUUAAAUAGUGUAACUGAUACGCAUCAACUUUCCUUCCUUCUGGGUCAUGAAAUAGCACAUGCAGUACUUGGGCAUGCUGCGGAAAAGGCUAGCUUGGUUCAUUUACUGGAUUUCCUUGGUAUGAUUUUUCUCACAAUGAUUUGGGCCAUUUGUCCACGAGAUAGUUUGGCAAUUUUGGGCCAGUGGAUACAGUCUAAACUGCAGGAGUAUAUGUUUGAUAGACCGUACAGUAGAGCACUGGAAGCUGAAGCUGAUCAAAUUGGACUACAGUUUGCUGCAAAGGCUUGUGUGGAUGUAAGAGCCAGUUCAGUGUUUUGGCAGCAGAUGGAGUUUGCAGAUAGCCUCCAAGGUCAUCCCAAGUUACCGGAAUGGUUAUCUACACAUCCUUCUCAUGAAAACCGAGCUGAACAAUUGGAUAGGCUCAUACCACAGGCUCUCAAAAUUCGAGAGAUCUGUAAUUGCCCACCGCUUUCUGGACCAGACCCUCGAUUGCUAUUCAAACUCAGCAUGAAGCAUUUUCUUGAAGAAUCAGAAAAAGAGGACCUAAAUAUCACUGUUAAGAAACAGAAAAUGGAUACUCUUCCAAUCCAAAAACAGGAGCAAAUACCAUUAACAUACAUAGUUGAGAAAAGAACUGACAGUUGAAUUAAAAUUUAUGAGACUAAGGACAUGUGAAGAAUACAGCAAUCCUUAUAAUUUUUGUGCUAUUUUUUAAGAAAUGAUGUUCAAAAUGAAAAAAAAAAAGAAUAUCCAGGGUCAAAUCAUGUAUAUUACAGAUAUUAUCUAAAUUCUUCUAUGAGGUAUUUAUUUUUCAUAAAAUAAUGAUGUAUUUUAAAAUAUCUUUAAUGAGAAAAAUGUCACAGAAUAAAUUUAUAUUAUACAUCUU
This is a messenger RNA of Marmota flaviventris (yellow-bellied marmot), 1912 nucleotides long. RefSeq names its product OMA1 zinc metallopeptidase (gene Oma1). Gene Ontology annotation, molecular function: metalloendopeptidase activity. The record is from RefSeq and is a predicted model, not a curated record. Gene Ontology annotation, cellular component: mitochondrial inner membrane. Gene Ontology annotation, biological process: protein quality control for misfolded or incompletely synthesized proteins; mitochondrial protein processing. NCBI's taxonomy places the organism in Eukaryota, Metazoa, Chordata, Mammalia, Rodentia, Sciuridae.